CGGUACGCGUCCCCGUCAGUGAUGUGUUGGGUCCCUCCCUUCACUUCCAUGCUCGCCCCCGUAGGCGCGCCCCCGCCGCGGCCCGGUGUGUCCGCCAGGGGGCAGCUGUGUCGCGGUCUGAGGCUGCGCCGCUCCCGCUGCAUCACGGAGAGGAAAAUACCACCAGAUGGCGGUUUAGGAUUGCUGCUCUUCUCUCAAGGCGCGGUUCCGCUCGCACGGCCAAUUUUCAAUAUUAAAAUACGAACCAAAUUUAGACAAAAAUCGAUUUAUUAUCUCGGAAGGCGACGACCGAUUUGGCGAUGGUCGCUGAAGGAGCUGAAGAGAGCUAAGUGCCGGCAAGUUAAGCGCAGCCUAUCCCGGAGCCUCUCCUCCCUGCCCUUCCAGACCUCUUCCCCCCCUCCAGACUUGCCGACUUGUACCCUUCACCCUCUCACCCAAAAGCGUGCUCGGUCCUGAAGACACACACACACACACACACACACACAAAAAACAAGCCGCACAGGUCACCCGCUCCCCCACCGACCAGGAUGAUCACCUCGGAGCUCCCCGUCCUACAGGACUCGUCCAAUGAGUCUGGGGCAACAGACGCUGUUGGCUUAAGUAUGAGCAUGAGUGAGCUGGAAGAGACCGAGGUGAAGGGCAAGAAGAAGAGAGGAAGGCCUGGAAAACAAGCACCGACGACCAACAAGAAGCCGCGGAAGGCGCCGGUGGACAAGUCGAUGGGCGUGGCCAGAGGGCGAGGGAAAGCCAACGGCGUGGCUCAGCACAACGGAGACGGCGGAGACCCCGUCACUCUGUUCGAAGUGGUCAAAAUGGGCAAGAGUGCCAUGCAGUCUGUGGUGGACGAGUGGAUCGAGUCGUAUAAACAGGACAGAGACUUGGCUCUGCUGGACCUUAUCAAUUUUUUCAUCCAGUGCUCGGGUUGCAAAGGCACCGUGAGGAUUGAGAUGUUCAGGAACAUGCAGAAUGCAGAGAUCAUCCGGAAGAUGACCGAGGAGUUUGACGAGGACAGUGGGGAUUAUCCUCUGACCAUGCCAGGCCCCAUGUGGAAGAAGUUCCGCUACAACUUCUGCGAGUUCAUCAGCGUUUUGAUCCGCCAGUGUCAGUACAGCAUCAUCUACGACGAGUACAUGAUGGACACCGUCAUCUCCCUCCUCACCGGACUGUCCGACUCCCAAGUGCGAGCCUUCAGACACACCUCCACGUUAGCAGCGAUGAAGCUGAUGACAGCGCUGGUAAAUGUGGCGCUGAACCUGAGCAUUCACCAGGACAACACCCAGAGGCAGUACGAGGCCGAGAGGAACAAGAUCGCCGGCAAACGGGCCAACGAGAAGCUGGAGCUGCUUCUGCAAAAGAGGAAGGAGCUCCAGGAAAACCAAGAUGAGAUAGAGAAUAUGAUGAACUCCAUCUUCAAGGGCAUCUUUGUGCAUCGUUACAGGGAUGCGAUCGCUGAGAUCAGAGCCAUCUGCAUCGAGGAGAUCGGAGUGUGGAUGAAGAUGUACAGCGACGCGUUUCUGAACGACAGUUACCUGAAAUACGUCGGUUGGACACUACACGAUAGGCAAGGAGAGGUGCGUCUGAAGUGCCUGAAGGCUCUGCAGAACCUGUACACAAACCGAGAACUGUUCCCCAAACUAGAGCUUUUCACUAACCGCUUCAAGGACCGAAUAGUUUCCAUGACACUGGAUAAGGAGUAUGACGUGGCUGUAGAGGCCAUCAGGCUGGUUACGCUCAUCCUGCAGGGCAGCGAGGACGCGCUGUCCAAUGAAGACUGUGAGAAUGUGUACCACCUGGUUUACUCUGCUCACCGGCCUGUAGCUGUCGCUGCUGGAGAGUUUCUUCACAGGAAAUUGUUUAGCCGCCAUGAUCCACAGGCAGAAGAGGCCCUGGCCAAGCGUAGAGGGAGGAGCAGUCCCAACGGAAACCUCAUCCGCAUGCUGGUGCUCUUCUUUCUGGAGAGUGAGCUCCACGAGCAUGCGGCGUACCUGGUCGACUCCCUGUGGGAAAGCUCUCAGGAGCUGCUGAAAGACUGGGAGUGUAUGACCGAGCUUCUCCUGGAGGAGCCCGUGCAGGGAGAAGAGCUGUUGUCAGACAGGCAGGAGAGCGCGCUGAUAGAGCUGAUGGUGUGCACCAUCCGGCAAGCGGCAGAAGCACACCCACCUGUUGGCAGAGGCACCGGCAAACGGGUGCUGACUGCGAAGGAGAGGAAGACUCAGAUAGAUGACAAGAACAAACUGACCGAGCACUUCAUCAUGGCUCUGCCCAUGCUCCUGUCCAAGUACCAGGCAGACUCGGAGAAGGUGGCCAAUCUGCUGCAGAUCCCUCAGUUUUUCGACCUGGACGUGUACAGCGCCGGGCGCAUGGAGAAGCACUUGGACGCCCUCCUGAAGCAGAUCCGUCUGGUGGUGGAGAAGCACAUCGAGAUAGACGUGCUUGAGGCCUGCAGCAAGACCUACAGCAUCCUCUGCUCGGAGGAGUACACCAUCAUGAACCGCGUGGACAUCGCCCGCUCCCAGCUCAUCGACGAGAUGACCGAUAGAUUCGCGCACUCGGUCGAAGAGCUGCUGCAAGAGGCUGAGGAGGCCGACGAUGACGAUAUCUACAACGUGUUAUCGACACUCAAGCGACUCACAGCUUUCCACAACGCUCACGACUUGACGCGGUGGGACUUGUUCGGGAACUGCUACCGGCUGCUGAAGGCGGGCAUCGAGCAGGGCUCCAUGCCGGAGCAGAUAGCCGUCCAGGCCCUGCAGUGUUCCCACUACUCCAUCCUCUGGCAGCUGGUCAAGAUCACGGAGGGGGCUCCCAGCAAGGACGACCUGGUGGCUCUCAGGAGGGUGGUCAAGUCUUUCCUGGCCGUGUGCCAGCAGUGCCUGUCCAACGUCAACACACCGGUAAAAGAACAGGCCUUCAUGCUCCUCUGCGACCUGCUGAUGAUCUUCAGUCACCAGCUGACCUCCGGCGGCAGGGAGGGCCUCCAGCCGCUGGUGUUCAACCCAGACAGCACUCUGCAAAACGAGCUGCUGAACUUCGUCCUGGACCACGUCUUCAUCGACCAGGACGACGAGAGCCAGAGCAUGGAGGGAGACGAGGAGGACGAGGCCAACAAGAUCGAGGCUCUCCACAAGAGGAGAAACCUGCUCGCUGCUUUCUGCAAACUCAUCAUCUACGACAUCGUAGACAUGCCCGCUGCUGCCGACAUCUUCAAACACUAUAUGAAGUAUUACAACGAUUACGGCGACAUCAUCAAAGAGACUCUCAGUAAAACCAGACAGACGGACAAGAUUCUCUGCGCCAAGACGCUCAUCCUCAGUCUGCAGCAGCUGUUCAACGAGCUGCUGCAGGAUCAAGGUCCCAACCUGGACCGGACGUCGUCCCACGUGAGCGGCAUCAAGGAGCUGGCCCGCCGCUUCGCCCUCACCUUCGGCCUGGAUCAGAUCAAGACCAGGGAGGCUGUGGCCACGCUGCACAAGGAUGGAAUAGAGUUUGCAUUUAAGUACCAGAAUCCCAGAGGACCAGAUUUACCUCCCAUCAACUUGGCCUUCCUGGAGGUCCUGAGCGAAUUCUCCUCCAAACUGAUCCGCCAAGACAAAAAGACGGUCCACUCUUACCUGGAGAAGUUCAUGUCGGAGUCGAUGUCGGAGCGUCGGGAGGACGUGUGGCUGCCGCUCAUCUCCUACAGGAACAGCCUGCUGACGGGAGGAGACGAAGACCACAUGUCCGUAACGUCGGGCUCCAGCAGCAAGACCGGCUCGGUCCGCAGCAAGAAGGGACGGCCGCCGCUUCACAAGAAACGCAUCGAAGAGGAGAGCAGCGUGGAAGGCUCGUGGUUGAUGCGUAAUGACACCCUACAGACACCGGGGGCGCUUCAGACUCCUCAGCUCACCUCAACAGUCCUCAGAGAGAACAGACCAGCGGAACACAUGCCCGACCCAGACUCAGAGCCCGGGUCAGAGAACGACUUCGUACACAAUCCUCAGAUGCAGAUGUCGUGGCUCGGCCAGCAGAAGAUGGAGGAGGUGAACAGGAAGGACCGAACGGGCAUGAACUACAUCAAGUCACGCAGCAAUCAGGGCGUCCGGCAGACUGUGCGCGGGCUGAUGGAGGACGACGCAGAGCCGAUCUUUGAGGACGUGAUGAUGUCGUCGCGGGGUCAGCUGGAGGACAUGAACGAGGAGUUUGAGGACACCAUGGUGAUCGACCUGCCACCGUCAAGGAACAGACGCGAAAGAGCGGAAUUAAGACCGGACUUCUUUGACUCUGCAGCGAUGAUUGAGGACGAGUCGGGAUUCAGCAUGCCCAUGUUCUGAUGUGGAAAGACGAAAAAGAUCCUGAGAUCGGGAUCCAAAUCAGGAGUAAAAACAGAAGACGGGGGGGAGGGGAGGGGGACAGUUUUUGGGACGUCUAACCCACAUCGCCUGCCAAUCAAACUCUUAAGAAGAAGAAGGAAAAAAAAACAUUGUCGAAGUACCUUUUCUCUUUCCUCUGAGACGUGAUGGAAGCGUGGUUGACGGAUGGAUCUCACCUUAAAGCGAGGAUCUGCUCUUUCAGACGUGCCGGAGGAUCCGCAGUCUACUCCGAAAUGAUCCGAGGGCCUCGUCCUGCUCGUAUUCUUCCUCUGCAGCUUGUUGGUUUAGGUCUCGUUAGCGGGUAGCUCUGAUGGCGCUACGUAAACCCUGCAGCCGGCCCAUCGAGUCCUUGCAGUUUUUAAACAGUUCCUCGUUACACAGAUUGUUUGCUUCGGCUCCUGGUCAGCAGCGUAACACUCUGUACAGCCCCCACCCCACCCCAUCCCAACCCCACUUCUUUUGGUGUUGCACUUCGAUCCGUCUGGUCCAACAUAGAGAGGAUCUCAGUACUAAAUGUUCUAUAUCUUUGCUCUUAUUACCACCCACUGACCCCUCUCCUCUCCUCUCCUCUCCUCUCCUCUCCUCUCCUCUCCUCUCCUCUCCUCUCCUCUCCUCUCCCCUCCUCUCCCCUCCUCUCCCCUCCCCUCCUCUCUCUGUUCGCCAUCUCUGAGUCCGUGUAUGUGGUGAUGCUGGUGUGUGACGUGCGUGUAAAGUGUUGGUGGUGGUGGUGGUGGUGAUGAUGAUGACUGUUGAAUAGUGGCACAUGCACGCAGAGGUUGACAGCUGUAGGCCGACCCGGAGGAAGCGACGUCUUGUGUGUGAGUGGCGUCGAAGCGAAGCGAGUGUUGUUGUUUGACAGACCUUCUCAAAUCUUGGAAAAACUUCUGCGCACACACACACACCCACACACACCUGAGUAACGGCUUUUUGAAGUAAAAGGAAAAAAAAAAGUUUUAAAAAAAAAAAAGACAAACAUAUUUUCAAUUCUGUAGCUUUAGUACUAAAGUUUUAAAAAUCAAGUGUGUUUUUUUGUUUUUGUCUGAUGUUUGUACAGCUUUUUUCUUGAAUACGUAUCUUGUUUGUUGCCAAAUCGUGGCCUACAUACUUACAGUAUACCCCUCCCACACACACACACGUGUAAUGUUCAGUAUUACAGCAGAUGAUCUGUUACCGUUACAGGUGAAGCCUUUGUUUUGUUUAGUUUUUUUGCACCUGCACACAGUGUUACCCGAUCUGCGGUUCGCUCUCAUUGUUCAUAUCCAGCGCGACGAUGGUUCUUUACGAAGUCGUGACAGAUUUGUUUGAAUGUGUUUUGAAUGUGUAUUCACCCCCUCUGUUGGUCAGUCAGUUAUUUACAUCCUCUGCUCAUCGGCUGGUUUGGCAGUCCUGUAAAUAUCAAGAGACAAUUGGAUCUUUUCUGCAGUGCAGUUGACAUCAGUUGCCCUAAAAUACUCUAAAAGCCUGUUUUGUUUCUUCUUUUUUUUUGUUUUCUUUUCUGUGAACUAAAUUCUUUUUAAUAAAAUAAAAUCUGUAAUCAA
This is a messenger RNA of Mugil cephalus (flathead mullet), 5887 nucleotides long. It is a transcript of the gene stag1a, whose product is annotated as stromal antigen 1a. The record is from RefSeq and is a predicted model, not a curated record. Gene Ontology annotation, cellular component: cohesin complex; nucleus; chromatin. The transcript has 32 exons. Lineage: Eukaryota; Metazoa; Chordata; Actinopteri; Mugiliformes; Mugilidae. The coding region runs from base 528 to 4310 and encodes 1260 amino acids. Gene Ontology annotation, biological process: sister chromatid cohesion. Gene Ontology annotation, molecular function: chromatin binding.